GGCCACGCCCCUUACGGAAGUCGAUCAAGAAACUGUGGUUCAAGGAAAAAGGGGCGGCAUCCAUCCCUAAAACAAGGAACCGAUUGGUUUGCCUGAAGCCAUGCCCUCAAGAAAAUUGUCGGCGGGCAUUUUCUGCAGGAGAGCGUAGCCUUAGAGUCACUAUGGUAACAGGGCACGCCCACAGUCGUGAUUGCGCAGGCGUCGACGGAAGUCAGCCGCAGGAGACGGAAGUCCCGCCCUUCUCUUGCUGUGCUCCAAAGGCUAAAGCAACGCGCUUGGAGGCGGGAGUGAUCUGCUAGCGAAACCUUCACCAUGAGUCUCCUCAAUAAACCCAAGAGUGAGAUGACCCCAGAGGAGCUGCAGAAGCGGGAGGAGGAGGAAUUCAACACAGGUCCCCUCUCGGUGCUCACACAGUCGGUCAAAAACAACACGCAAGUGCUCAUUAACUGUCGAAACAACAAGAAGCUCCUGGGCCGGGUGAAGGCCUUUGACAGGCACUGCAACAUGGUGCUGGAAAAUGUGAAGGAGAUGUGGACUGAGGUCCCCAAGAGCGGCAAGGGCAAGAAGAAGUCCAAGCCUGUCAACAAGGACCGCUACAUCUCCAAGAUGUUCCUGCGCGGGGACUCAGUCAUUGUGGUGCUGCGGAACCCGCUCAUCGCUGGCAAGUAAACUAGAGGCCAGCCUCAGCCCGCUGAGAGCCUGCUCCCUGCCCAGCCAAGUCCCGCAGAGCCCUGCCCAAUGAGCUAGAAAUAAAACCCUGUGCUUUUUGUUUUUUA
Messenger RNA from Rattus norvegicus (Norway rat), 776 nucleotides. Lineage: Eukaryota; Metazoa; Chordata; Mammalia; Rodentia; Muridae. The record is from RefSeq and is a predicted model, not a curated record.